Molecule: messenger RNA, 4826 nt
Organism: Peromyscus californicus insignis
Lineage: Eukaryota; Metazoa; Chordata; Mammalia; Rodentia; Cricetidae
Gene: Fkbp14
Product: FKBP prolyl isomerase 14
Exons: 4
Coding region: 1984-2619 (211 amino acids)
Molecular function (GO): calcium ion binding; peptidyl-prolyl cis-trans isomerase activity
Source: RefSeq, a predicted model, not a curated record
GCCGCCGUGGGGCUGGAGGGCGGGGCGCGGAUGCGGACGUGGGUAGCGGAUCACCCCUGGAUUCGAGUCCCCAGGGGUUCAGCUUUGAAGGUCAAGAUUGUCAGUGUAGAAUGAUUCGGGCCGAGACCCGGAACCCUCGGAUGAGUCAAGUCUGUACGGCGUUUCCGGCUGCACUCCGGUGCAAGGCGCUAUCCAAACUGCAGGGCCUCUUGAGCGGUCUUUGGACAGCUGGCGUUGACUUCACCUGGGGUUCUGUUAAAAAUACCAUCUCGCCCGGGUUCCAGACCUUUUGGAUCAAAGUCUGCAUUUUCGCAAGCUCCCCAAGGGGGAUGCCUAUGCACAUGAAAGUGUGAAAAUGCGCUGUUGUUAGGAUUUUUAGCCAAGAAAAGUGUUAAUCACAGGUUGAGUGGAAGGGAAAUGUUAGAAAGAGCACAAUCCAACCCAAAUGCUAAUGUCACAGAAGUAUGCUCUGAAGUGCUAGGGUGUGGGCAUUUUGUUUUUCCUUAAUGUAAGGAUGACAGGUUUAGUAAAUAAUAUAUAACUUAAUUGGUUAUUUACUUGAACUGCACACCUUGCUUAAUGCCCUAUUCGCUUUUAUUUUAAUCUAGAGAUCCUCGUUUGAUGAUUCCCAGUUUCUUUUCGGGCCACUACAAUGGACUAGUUAGGGCAACAAUGUAAAACUAGGAACUUGAAGCUGUGUAAUUUAAACACGAAUGCUAUUUCUUCUUUAAAGAGAGAUGCCCUUAGCCAAUAUUUACUCAAUGCUAAGGCCACUCAAGUGAUGAAUCAUAGCAGUCAUUAACAGUGAUGUUUGUGGAAUGAAUCGUCUAGUCUUAAGGUGGAGUGCAAAUUCUUUGUGGCCAAGUGGCCUUAAGCAGGACACUAACUUCUAGCCUAAAUUUGUUUAUCUUCUGUCCCAGCUAGUUUUAUGCCAGUUUGACACAAGAUAGAGUAAUUUGGAAAGAUGAGCUCUGAACCUUCAUAAGAUUUGUCUGUAGGCAAGUCUGUAGUGCAUUUUCUUAAUUACUGAUUGAUGGGGGAGGGCCCAGCCCAUUGCGAGUGGUGUCAUCACUGGGCAGGUGGUCCUGGGUGCUAUAAGAAAGCAGGCUGAGUAAGCCAGUGAGCAGCAUCCCUCCAUGGCCUCUCUAUUAGUUCAUGCUUCCCGACUCUUGUCUUGAGUUCCUGUCCUGACUUCCCUGGAUGAUGGACUGUGAUAUGAGGUGUAAUCGAUAAAAAUCCUUUCCUCCCCAAGUUGCUAUUGGUCAUGAUGUUUUAACCCAAGAAUGGAAAGCCUAACAUAGACACUGUCUAAAUGGUAAAAAAAAAAAAAAAAAAAAAAAAAAAAAAAAAGUUAAAUUAGUGAAGAUCUUGCACCAGAAUGUGCUUUAUGAACUUUAGCAUUCUUACUCAUCCUUAGAGUUCACGUUCUAAGUUAGUAAGCCACGGUACUGAGCCAUUGUUUGUGGUAUCUUGGAGGUGGGUGCUCUCCAGUAUCCGGUCUUUCCAAAAGACCCUUGUCACCUGGCCCGGGGCUCUUCAGUGGCUCAGUUGGAGCCCUUCACGAAGCCCUCCCCCAAGGAGUUUCCUGAUAGCUCUGCACUAAGCUGCUCUCCCAAGGAGGGAGAAUUUCUUAAUCCACGGGCUCUAGGACUUCUCGGAGAGGCUGGAUCCGGCGGUCUGACCCAACACCACUCCGAAGCACUAGACUGUUGCAGCGCCAUUGGUUGGAGAGGAGCCUGAUGGACAGCACCGCCAGCCAAUGGAAGACAGCUCUUCCAAAGCAGUCGCCUUAUCAGAGCCAAUCACGUUGGGGUGGGACUUUAACUCUUUAAAGGAGAGUUCUCAGUGUGUGGGAAAGUUGGUAGUGAAAGUGCCACGUCUUCUUGGGAGGGUUGAGGGAGUCCUGAACUUACCCGAGGCCGACGUCGCUUUAGGCACAUUUUAACUCUAUGAAGUCGGGGGCCCUUCCUCUGCUUUGGUAACAUGAGGUUUUUCUUGUGGAACGCGAUCUUGACACUGGGGGUCAUGGCUGUGAGUGGAGCUUUGAUCCCGGAGCCAGAAGUGAAAAUCGAAGUUCUCCAGAAGCCGUUCAUCUGCCAUCGCAAGACCAAGGGAGGGGACCUGAUGUUGGUCCACUACGAGGGCUAUUUAGAAAAGGACGGCUCCCUGUUUCACUCCACCCACAAACAUAACAAUGGUCAGCCCAUCUGGUUCACCCUGGGCAUCCUGGAGGCUCUCAAAGGCUGGGAUCAAGGCUUGAAGGGGAUGUGUGUGGGAGAGAAGAGAAAGCUCAUCAUUCCUCCUGCCCUGGCCUAUGGCAAAGAAGGAAAAGGCAAAAUCCCCCCAGAGAGCACACUGAUAUUCAACAUUGACCUCCUGGAGAUUCGAAAUGGCCCAAGGUCCCAUGAAUCGUUUCAAGAAAUGGAUCUCAAUGAUGACUGGAAACUCUCUAAGCAUGAGGUUAAAGUGUAUCUAAAGGAGGAGUUUGAGAAGCACGGUGCAGUGGUCAAUGAAAGCCACCAUGAUGCUUUGGUGGAGGAUAUUUUUGAUAAAGAAGAUGAAGACAAAGAUGGAUUUAUAUCGGCUAGAGAAUUCACCUAUGUACAUGACGAACUGUAGGGACGCACCUGCCAUUGUAUAUGCGUCCAUCUGUAAAGGGAAGGCGGCACCUUUAAAGAAGUUGUAGUUUUUAACAUUAACAUUCUGUUCUUGCUUUGUUUGUUUUUAGUUUUAUAUUAUUUUCUGUUGUUUAAGAAACCCCAUUGACUUUGUAAAUAUCCACAUAUUUCUGUUAAGUUAUUGGGAAGAAACAGUCAUCUUUGAGUGGAAGACUUCUGGGCUGUUCCCAUGUUCGCACGAAGCUUGUUCGCUUGCUUCCUUCUAACGGUGACGUAUCGCAACUGGAAACAUGCCGCAACCUAUGAGCAGGUUGGAGCACAAUCAGUUCCCUGCACUGCGGCCUCUUUCUGUUUCCUCUAAGUUAGAUGACUGAUGUGUUUAAAAGCUUUUACAGUAGUCCAGGGCUUGCUACUUUCAUGUUAUAGUGAAGUAGCCUUUUCUUUACCUGCCUUUGAGUCCCUGCUUGAGGAGACCUGUGGUGGCCCCUCAUUCCUUAACAGUUAUGGCCUCACUGUGGAGAUGUGCAAUGUUGGAUGAAUGAUGGAGUUAGCAACUCAUGAAUAGGUGUGCAUUGAAAUGUUCUGCCAAGACUUCAUAGUGGCUAAUGGCCUAGUAAAAUAAAUCAGACAAAUAAUUUAUGUGUUUGUUUCCUUGUGAUCAAUGCUUCAAACUAUGGUAGGCAUGGCAGAGAGUUGUAUUUAGAGUCAAUGUUUACUUUAAGGCUACCAGAUUAGCCUCCUGGUUCUUUAGUGUGUAAAGUUUACAGCUGGUAUAUUACUUUGCAGUAACACUAAACCAUGAGAGAAGUUGGUAAAUCAACUAGACUUUUCCUGUUUCUGACUCAUUGAAAAUGAGGCCGGCCUAUACCAACUACUAUCAAUACACUUAUCCUUGGUUUGAAAAUUGAUUUUUAUCAUUUUAUCUCAAAUUGGCUUCUAAAAAUGAUGACUAAUUCUGUUUUUCAAAUUGAUUUUAAUCAAAUUGGUUGUUAGCUUUUUUUUUUAGAGAUUUAUUUAUUAUAUAUACAGUGUUCUAUCUGCAUUUAUGCCUGCAGGCCAGAAGAGGGCACCAGAUCUCAUUACAGAUGUUUGUGAGCCACCAUGUGGUUGCUGCUGGGAAUUGAACUCAGGACCUCUGGGAGAACAGCCCAUGCUCUUAACCACUGAGCCAUCUCUCCAGCCCCGUGUUAUCUCAAAUACUUACAACAGACUUCCCAGAGCUCCAUCUGUUAGAAAUAGUUUCUCCUAGUUUAUAAGAGCGGAUCGAGUGCACUAUUGUCCAGCUGUUGCUGUUCUGAUGCCCAUGGGAAGCUGCUGGUCUUACAGUAGUUCUUUCUGGAGGAGAGGGGUUAUCUGGAAGUUGAUUGAGGAGCUCAGCGCUGGUGGUUAAGCUGUAGAUGUGCCUUCUGUCCCUGAGUUCACUUUUUUAUUUUCUGUUAAGGAAGAAGCAGCGAGUUUGCUUGUAUCUGUUGGGCCCCAUUUCCCUUUGCGUCUUUACCCCCGGGGACAGUUCUGGCUGUUCCUGGCAGGUCACAGCUCUCCUCAGGAUUCAGGAAUGUGUGUUUUCAUAGAAUAAUCAUCACAUUGACUCUGAAUUGCCUCAGUCAUCCUCCACCCCCUGUGACCUGUGAGAAGGUUCAGAUACAUGUCUUAGUUCACCCAUUCCUAUCACUUCCUGUUGUUUGUAGAAGUUGCUAAUUAUGCAUUGACCUUUUCCCCACCAAAACAUGCUAUUGGGAAGAACAUACUCUAAGACCUGUUCUUGAAGAUGCCGGGUAUAACCAUAAAAUGGUUGUCAGCAUUAGCAUUUUUUCUGAACCUGGGGAGGCUGUGAGAAGGCCUGUGACUGUCAUGACAGGACAGUGGUGUGGCUUGAAGGCUGCUUUCACCAAAGCUGCUGCCGCCAUCUGUGCUGGAGCAAGGACAGAGAAAGAAUCUUGAUUAUUCAAUUGUAUAAAUUUGUAUCAGUCCUCAGCUAAACAUUCAAACAAGUAUGAAAGAAAGAUAUACCAGUAAUAAUGGUUGUAUAAGCCAUCUGCCUUUUUUUUAAUAGCAGUAUCUUUGCACCCUCCCGUUAGUGGGAAAAAUCAAACACCAACUGUGACUUCACAUGUAUGUAAUUUGACUCAUAACUGUUCCAUGUGUCAUAUUUAAAUUUCUAUGUCUAUGUGAUACUCUUUGUGAAAAUAAAGUUUAUUUGGGAAACAA